This is a messenger RNA of Racocetra persica, 436 nucleotides long. The record is from the annotation of a GenBank genome assembly. Lineage: Eukaryota; Fungi; Glomeromycota; Glomeromycetes; Diversisporales; Gigasporaceae.
AAAAGUAUUAAGUCAGGAUUCAUGCCACCUAUCGCCAAUCAAACCAAAUAAACUUAUUGGAUAUUAUCCCGCUUAUAAACUUAAUUUAACACCGGGGGUGGAUUUUAAUGUCAGCACAUCAAUUGAUUACUUAAACUUUAUUGCAUUUGGUCCAAAUGAUCUUGUUAAUAAUGCCAGAAAUAAUCUUUCUGGUGGUGACCCAUUUGCAUUUUUUAACAGACAAUCUUCCAAGUUUAGUCAAUUGAAAGAUUAUAAAACAAAAAAUAAUCUAACAUUUAAGAUAAUUCUAUCAGUCCUGCUACCUACUGAUAGGAAUAAUUUAACUGGUUUCUUUAAUCUUAAUAAUUCGGUAUACAAUCCGAAUAGCUAUCAAAAUCUUAAAUUCGUUAAUGAUUUAGUUAGUAUUGUUACUACCGGUACUAAUGGUUUUGACGGA